GUUUAUCCUGCAACUUCAGUCAAUAUCCCACUUAAAUCAUUCCAGGUAAGAGAGAAGAGGAAACCUAACCAAUGGCUGUGGAGUAAUAUGGAGGAAGAUGGGAAAAACUUAUUUAAUGGGUUGAAAGAGUGGAGACUUCUAUAAGACAUGGAUAGAUGCAAACAUGUAGGGCGGUUGCGGCUCGCCCAGGACCACUCCAUCCUGAACCCUCAGAAGUGGUGCUGCCGGGAGUGCGCCACCACCGAGUCGGUGUGGGCUUGUCUGAAGUGCUCGCACGUGGCCUGCGGCCGCUACAUUGAAGAUCACGCCCUCAAACACUUCGAAGAGACUGGACACCCGCUAGCCAUGGAGGUCCGGGACCUCUACGUGUUCUGCUACCUGUGCAAGGACUACGUGCUCAACGACAACCCGGAGGGGGACCUGAAGCUGCUGAGAAGCUCCCUCUUGGCGGUCAGGGGCCAGAAGCAGGACCCGCCGCUGAGGCGCGGGCGCACGCUGCGGUCCACGGCCUCGGGCGAGGACGCGGUCCCGCCGCAGCGCGCCCCUCAGGGACAACCGCAGAUGCUCACGGCUCUGUGGUACCGGCGCCAGCGCCUCCUGGCCAGGACGCUGCGGCUCUGGUUCGAGAAGACUUCGCGAGGCCAGGCCCGGCUGGAGCAGCGGCGGCGGGAGGAGGCGCUGGAGCGCAAGAAGGAGGCGGCGCGGCAGCGGCGGCGCGAGGUGAAGCGGCGGCUGCUGGAGGAGCUGGCCAGCGCCCCUCCGCGCAAGAGCGCGCGCCUGCUGCUGCACGCGCCCCGCGCCGCCGCCCCGCGCGCCACAACCGCGCGCGCGCCCGCCGGGCCCCGCCCCGCGCCGCGCCGCGUGCCCGUCAUGGCACCAGGCGUUACGGGCCUGCGCAACCUGGGCAACACCUGCUACAUGAACUCCAUCCUCCAGGUGCUCAGCCACCUGCGCAAGUUCCGCGAGUGCUUCCUGAACCUCGACCCGUCCAAGACGGAGCAGCUGUUUCCCAGGGCCGCCAACGGCAAAGCCCCGCUUGCGGGCAGGCCGGCCAGCAGCUCGGCCACCGAGCUGUCGCCGAGGAGCAAUGCGGCCGAGGCCUGCGAGCGCGAGGGCUUCUGCUUGAACGGCGGAGUCUCCCUCAGCAGGAGCUUAGAACUCAUCCAGAACAAGGAGCCCAGCUCAAAGCACAUCUCGCUCUGCCACGAACUGCACACCCUCUUCCGCGUCAUGUGGUCCGGGAAGUGGGCCCUGGUGUCACCCUUCGCCAUGCUUCACUCGGUGUGGAGCCUGAUCCCCGCCUUCCGCGGCUACGACCAGCAGGAUGCGCAGGAGUUUCUCUGCGAGCUGUUGCACAAAGUGCAGCAAGAACUCGAGUCCGAGGGCACCACGCGCCGGAUCCUCAUCCCCUUCUCCCAGAGGAAGCUCACCAAACAGGUCUUAAAGGUGGUGAACACCAUAUUUCACGGGCAGCUACUCAGCCAGGUCACAUGUGUAUCAUGCAAUUACAAAUCCAAUACCAUCGAGCCCUUUUGGGAUCUGUCCCUGGAAUUCCCUGAACGCUAUCACUGCAUAGAAAAGGGGUUUGUCCCUUUGAAUCAGACAGAGUGCUUGCUCACUGAGAUGUUGGCCAAGUUCACAGAGACAGAGGCUCUGGAAGGGAGAAUCUACGCUUGUGACCAGUGUAACAGCAAACGACGAAAAUCCAAUCCAAAACCCCUUGUUCUGAGUGAAGCUAGAAAGCAGUUAAUGAUCUACAGACUACCUCAGGUCCUCCGGCUGCACCUUAAAAGAUUCAGGUGGUCUGGCCGUAAUCACCGAGAGAAGAUUGGGGUCCAUGUCGUCUUUGACCAGGUAUUAACCAUGGAACCUUACUGCUGCAGGGACAUGCUCUCCUCUCUUGACAAAGAGACCUUUGCCUAUGAUCUCUCCGCAGUGGUCAUGCAUCACGGGAAAGGGUUUGGCUCAGGACACUACACAGCCUAUUGCUACAACACAGAGGGAGGUUUUUGGGUCCACUGCAAUGACUCAAAGCUGAAUGUAUGCAGUGUCGAGGAAGUGUGCAAAACUCAAGCCUACAUCCUGUUUUACACUCAAAGAACAGUUCAGGGCAAUGCAAGAAUCUCAGAAACCCAACUCCAAGCUCAGGUGCAGUCCAGCAACAACGAUGAGGGCAGACCACGGACCUUCCCCUGAUGGGAGGCACGUAUCAAGGACUGGCUUGCUUUUAAACCACUGGUGUCUGUACGUCUUUCCUCUUACAGGAAAUAAGGUUUGCUGCAGGAACAGAUUACUAGAUUUGCCUCACUGGCUCUAGAGCAGAAGGUGCCAGGUGACUAUGUCCUAUUGUAAAAUUUGUAGUCACUUUCUUUUAAAUGGGUUUAGAAAUCCCCUCCUUUGAUAAAACGAGUCAAAAGGAGUAACUUCUAUGAAGAUUCAUCAGUUGUUUCUGAAUAUAGAGGGAUCUGGGUGGAGGAAGGAGGGAGUAAAUUGGUCAUAUCCAGCCGUGUUUUCUUUCUAUUACGUGAUUCCCCUGCUAAUCAGGACUCCUUGCAGCACCAGAAGAACCCUCCUGAUGUGAGCAGCCCUCGACAGAGCACAUGAGGAGGGGCCCUGGGCUGGCAGCUUGCUGGAUAGGAUUGAUUCCAAGGCUAGAGGUGAAGUCUAAGGAUUUGUUCCUACAAAGGAAGUAGCCCUCAAGGGUGAAAACUCGCAGACUUCCUUUUUUAGGGGAUAGCAGCUGAAGAGUGGAAUGAGAUGCAUGGAGCAAAUUUCCCCAUGCAGAAUGGGAGCUUUUUCAUGUGUCAUACUCUCCCUGGCUGCUGCCAUCAAUCAUUUCGAAUCUUCUGAGACUGGCAUGAAUAUCCCUUCGUCCUAAAGGAGUUCAUAUGGGGAAGCAAUAAACUAGUACCUGACGUGUUCUCUGUGGCAUGCUGAGCCUCAGAGCACUCCUGGCUACCCAGUUCUGUAGCAAAUCCCUGGUUCAGGUCUAGGGCAAGCACAUAAUUUGAUUUAAAUUGGUCUUUAUGUCAGUUGUCUAAGGCUUUCCCAGAACUCAGCUGGGGGGCGGGGCUGCCGGUAGUCCACGGCCUAUAUAAAUGCCUGUCACCCAUUCUCACCCUGGUACAGCAUACAGCUUGUCUUAGCCUGCAGCUUAUUUCUUGCACCAGGAAGGCUAGAACAUCCUUGUUCACAAGGUGUGGGAGCUUUUGCUUUCCUAAGGCUUAGGAAUCUGCCUCCCAUAUGUCUGAACAGUUUAUUGCCUAUGGCCUUGGCCUGUUUCCUCCCAAAUAUGCUAACCUCUACUGUUCCUUUACCCAUCCACACUCAAUCCAUCAGAGAAAAAAGCGAGAGUGCCCUGUCCUUAAUUCCAGUGCUAGUAAAAUAUAUCUUUUUUAAAUGGGUCAGUUUCUAAGUGGCACGAAUUUGCCCAGAUGGAAACCUUCUGCCCCAUCAGGCACCACUGAAUUUUUCCUUCUCAGUCCUUUGCUUAGACUCACCAGUAAAAGUGAAUGCAAGCCGUAACUCUGAUUGUGGGGGUGCGCAGCCCGCCUCAGCCUGUCACUCGGAACGCUCAUCUUUUGACUGAGUAUAUCAUAUUAAUAUUUCAAUUCAGGUAGAAGUACAGUUGCCACUUGAAGGGAGUAGAUGUGAAGGGAGUUUGGGGAGGGGUGGGAAGUUGGGGGAAAGAGAGGCUAAAGAAUGAGGGUUGUAGCUUUAGCUGUGUUAAGGAACCACAUUUCCCAAGCAAAUCUGUAGCAUUUGCUGUUGACCUCUUUUGAGAUGAACGCUCCCAUGGGACCUGCCUGACAGCACUGAGACUUGGAGGAAAUCAGACAGAAAAUGGCUCACCCUGAUAAGGGGAGUGACUAUAUUUUAAAUUAAACUUGCUUUUUCCAACACUGUGAGGUUUCUGUAAUGUUUAGCUUUUAUUUGGAAGCGAUAGCGUAUGGCAUUUUUUAUGCUGUUUGGUUUAUAUGGUCUACUGCAGGCUUCUUUCUACAAGCUUGGCCCGGGCUCACCCUCACCUGGACACUGUUUUAAAGUGUCACAGCUGCCCGCACGCCAGAGACUCUGAUGUGAAGCUAUAAUCUCUAGAUCUACAUUUUUAAGUCGGCAUGAUUGGUGAUGACUGUUUGUGGCAAUAGAAAAGCCCAUUAAUUCAAAAAAAAUUUUUUUACAAUUUUAUACAAAAAAACCCAAGGAGAGUAAAAAAGGAAAGGAAAAUAUAAAUUGUGCCUCAUCUUUCAUUGAAUGCUAUAUUUGUUAUUCUAGAAAAAGAGAACUUACAAAUGGAGAAGUACUAAUAGAGCAUCUACUUCAUCCCUCAGGCUGUCCAGGGGGAAAUACUUAAGAAAAAUAAACAUUUAAUGGAAAAUUAAAAGAUCUUCAAUUUAAUUUUUAAAAAUAGUUUUAUACCAAGUAUUAAGGAUUAUUAAGCAGACCAAGAACUUUGUAAAGUGCUUAACUUAGAUGAGCACCCAUGUGUCAAAUUAAUAAAAUUGUUUAAAAUGAGUUGGAGUAGAAACCAGCAUCAGAGUCCUCAAUGAGCUGCACACACUUGAAGGUGUCCCUGCAGUCAGACACCUCAGGUACCCAGAGGCAGCAGCACUAGACGCUGUUGGGAAGUUAGUAUUUAUGGAGAUUUUUAUUAAAGAAAAGAGUUCCCUGCUGCAUAAGCCAAUGGCUGUUGUGAGGGAAAUGUCCCUUUGCCUUUAAUUUAUUUACAUAUUGGAAGUAGAUGAAUUUCUUAGUUGCAGCUUACUUUAAGUCAGAACAUUCUAAAGAGAAGAGAGAACCAGGUAGAAGUUGACUAGAUGCUGCCAAAUCAAACCCAAGAUCUCCUAACUGAACCUUAUGGGCCUGCUUCUCUCCCAGGCAAGUAGUUCUAGGAACUCUUUGUAGUUGGCUGGUGUGUUUACUUCCUGCUGUAGCCAGCCAAGACGAAUGCACCCUGGCCCUCAAAAAGGAUUUUACCUCAAUCUAGCUUGACCCUCAUGCUUGUAGUUGCCUCUGAGAUGAGCAUCCGUGCUAGUGUUUAAAAAAAAAAAAA
Messenger RNA from Vicugna pacos (alpaca), 5053 nucleotides. Lineage: Eukaryota; Metazoa; Chordata; Mammalia; Artiodactyla; Camelidae. The record is from RefSeq and is a predicted model, not a curated record.